Molecule: messenger RNA, 1497 nt
Organism: Osmia bicornis bicornis
Lineage: Eukaryota; Metazoa; Arthropoda; Insecta; Hymenoptera; Megachilidae
Gene: Kdsr
Product: 3-ketodihydrosphingosine reductase
Exons: 4
Coding region: 403-1395 (330 amino acids)
Biological process (GO): sphingolipid biosynthetic process
Cellular component (GO): endoplasmic reticulum membrane
Molecular function (GO): 3-dehydrosphinganine reductase activity
Source: RefSeq, a predicted model, not a curated record
UUAACCUCGCAUCACGUUAAAGAUAAUAUCCGCAACUUCCUUCAAUUGAUAAUUAAUACAUGUAUAUAUACAGAUUACUAUAUUUAUUUAUUUCUGAUUGCAACUAAUUAAAUUUGAAAACCUCAUAGAAUUUCCACCUUCUCGGUUAUAAUAUUGCAAUGCAAGAAUAUUUGAAAUCUUAUCUUGAAAGCUCUGCCGUCCUUCACUGGCGAAGUAGAGAGUAUGAUUAAAUGAUUAAUUUUAUGAUUAAGUAAGUCAAAUUAAAUUGUAAGAUUAGUAGACUUUAUACAUGUUGACAAAAUCUGUUUCGUAUUGAUAAAAAGUAAAAUUUUGCGCAUUUAUAUGUGUGAUUUUGAACGGUAUUUACUUAAAUCUUAGUGUUGAAAAAGUAACAAAAUAAUAAUGCUUAAAAUAGCGCUAAUAAUCAUUUCCCUAGUAAUCGCUGCUUUAUUCGCGAGAUAUUACUUUUGGCGAGGGCGUCUAAAAAAUGUUAACAAUAAGCAUGUUGUUGUAACUGGAGGAUCCAGUGGCAUAGGAAAAUGUGUAGCAAUUCUUGCUGCCAAGUAUGGAGCACAUGUAACAAUAAUUGCAAGGGAUGUUCAAAAAUUAGAGGCAGCAAGAAAUGAAAUAAUUCGUGCAUGUAAAAAUAAAAAUGUUCAAAAAGUAGAAUACUUGUCCUUGGACAUUGGGGAUGACUACAACAUGGUUGAGAAAGCUUUAAAUGAUUUAGAGAGAACCAUGGGACCAAUAUAUAUGUUAGUAAAUUGUGCUGGUACUGCAAUUUGUGGGAAAAUUGAAGAUACCUCAGUGGAAGAUCUAAACAAAAUGAUCCAUAUUAAUUUUCUGGGAUCAUAUUAUUGUACAAAAGCUGUUGUUCCAAGAAUGAAAGCUUCUCAAGAUGGAAUUAUUGUAUUAACAUCUUCUCAAGCUGCAUUAUUAGGUAUAUUUGGUUAUUCAGCUUAUUGUAGUACAAAGUUUGCUCUCCGUGGCUUGGCAGAAAGUAUAUCCAUGGAACUUGCACCGUAUAACAUUUCUGUGACCCUUAGCUUACCUCCAGACACUGAUACACCUGGAUUUGCUAUAGAAGAAUUGUCCAAACCUCUUGAAACAAAACUUAUAUCUCAAACUAGUUCUUUAGUCAGUCCAGAAGUAGUAGCAGAUAAACUUUUUAAGGAUGCAUUGGCGGGAAAAUUCUUCUCUACGGUCGGUAUAGAAGGUUUCAUGUUGACUGUACUAUGCGUGGGAAUGUCACCAUUUAAUUCCAUCAUGGAAUUGCUUUCGCAAUCGAUGUUGGUUGGUUUAUUCCGGCUUGUAAGUGCCUGGUACCUUGUAAAUUUCAAGAAAAUCAUCCAAAACUGUAUGAAAAUGCGCGAUAAGAAUAAAAAAUCUGAAUAAAUGUUUAUCCGGAGUUCAGAGAUGCAAAGCUUUCAUGAUGCAACAAGUAUGUGAUGUUUGUAAUAUGUUCGAUAUUUACGUAAUAAAUUUAAUAUUAGUAAA